AUUCCGCGGGUAGUCAAAAAAGUUGUCUUAAAACAGCAAAUGAAACCCUGUCAGUGUAAUCGUCUUUACUGAAAAUCGUGCUUCCUCCCCCAACCCUCUUCUGUCUGUUUUAGCUUUCUGUUCUCGUGGAGUUGCAGUCUUUAGCGGAGCUCACCAAUCAAGGGAGAUGAAUCAUGUUUUGUGUUUGUUUUGGAUAAAGAAGAAAAGAGCGCUUCCUUGAUGGUUGUUUAGUCUCUUGCAUUUCUAUGGCCCAUCCUAACAGCAACGCCAACUCCAAACUUUCUGCUGAAGAACUGAAGGGCAACACUAUCUAUCAUGAUUUCCUGGGCAAAGGGUGCGCCCCAGAUUUUUCUCCGGCCGCCUCCUCCUCCGUGAGGCCGCCCUUUUUGGAGCCAUACCCGGUGGCCUCUUGCGCCUCUCUUGGCGUCUUCUCUGGCGGCGGUUGUGGCCCUGUUUCCACCGCUUCAGAUAUGUGUUCGGGACCACAGUCAAGUUACGCCGCUUUCUCGGGAAGUAAGAGGUGCAGUUCAGAUUCUAAUAUGGUGUCUUGUAAAGAUAGAUUUCCCGCCAUUCAACCCGAUUCACUUGCAUCCUCACAUGUGAUGAAGCUACUGCGGAGUGGUGCAGGAGGAGAGAAAUGUAGGGCGUCAUCACACAAUGAAGAACCGUCACUCAGAGGGCACGAUCCAAUGAGGCCGUUUUCAUCAUCUCCCUCCAUGGGCGCUACUAGAACUUAUUCUACUACUUCUACUUCCAAAUGGGUCCCACUCAAUCCCCUUACUGCUUUGAAAUACCCUCCACAUACCACCCAAGUUGUGCCUUUCGGGUACCAAACACCGCCCAACAGGUUUAGUAGGGACACCAAUACUGCCAGUCGUUUGCUUAUAUCUCAAGCAGCUGCUGAUGAAGGGUCAAGAACAGGAAUCAAAGGGUCAGGAGUGUUGAGAAUGUCAGAUAGGACACUCUCUGAGGUCCCACUAAGUGUGACUAAACAGAACUCUGGGAUUCGAACCUCUGAUCCUGCUGAAUCUCCCAAUCCUGGGUACCGAGUCGGACCUACUGGUCAUCAGAUGACGAUUUUUUACAACGGUCAAGCCCAUGUUUUUGAUGAUGUGCAUCCCAGCAAGGCAGAUCUGAUAAUGGCAUUAGCGGGUUCUAACGGAGGAUCUUGGUCCACAACCUAUGGUUUGAAAUCUGUGCUUACCCGGGGGAUGAGUGACACGGCAGACAUGGGAAGUGGCUCAAUGUCCAUGGCUGCUGCUGCUAUACUUGGAGACUUGCAAGGCAGAUCAUCAUCGUCCCCAUCAUCCUUACCACUGGACUCCAGCCGCCCGUUUGAUGAAUCAUCAUUUAUUCCCCCAGGAAAUCAUCUAGGUGGUGAGAAACCCAGGUAAAGUGGAACUGGUAUCGGGCAGCAACAACUCUUCAUGGAGAAAAUAUUGUGGUAUGAGCUUGAUGGAAUAUCAUGUUCUUGGUUGUUGGCAUCCUCAACUGUGGGACCCAUCAUUUCCAAUAGAGCCAAAGACUCGCUAUUGUUUGAAAAUGGUCAAAAUGGUACAUGAAGUUGUAUCUACGGGAGUAAGCAGUACUUCAUCUUGCAUUUGAAAUUUUAAAGUACAUGAACUUGUAUUUUUAUAGUCAAUCAAGUACAUUUGCUCUAUUAGAACGUUAAAAUACCUGAUCUGGCCAAACUAUAUGUUUGUAUUAUAUGGUUGCAGUCCAAGUCAUUAAAAUAUUAAUGAGAAAAUGGUCAAAAUGGUACAUGAAGUUGUAUUAUCAGGAGUAAGUAGUACUUCAUCUUGCAUUUGAAAUUGUAAAGUACAUGAACUUGUAUUUUUAUAGUCAAUCAAAUACAUUUUCUCUAUAA
Molecule: messenger RNA, 1867 nt
Organism: Cuscuta epithymum
Lineage: Eukaryota; Viridiplantae; Streptophyta; Magnoliopsida; Solanales; Convolvulaceae
Source: the annotation of a GenBank genome assembly